Microplitis mediator is the source of this 602-nucleotide messenger RNA. RefSeq lists its product as uncharacterized. Lineage: Eukaryota; Metazoa; Arthropoda; Insecta; Hymenoptera; Braconidae. The coding region runs from base 125 to 472 and encodes 115 amino acids. The transcript is spliced from 3 exons. The record is from RefSeq and is a predicted model, not a curated record.
ACAAAGUUUAAAUAAACUCGGCCGGCAACGUAGAACUGAAAACCGCUCUUAAGUUUGGACUCUGCUCUGUAAGCUGGUACUUUGCAAUUGUAAUACUUAAUUAUUGAAAUUAUAAUAAUUCGUCAUGAUUCGUCUAACAGUUUACUGCAUUUUCAUCACCUACGUUGUCUCGGUAAAUUGUCAGCCUUUAUCCGAGUCAAAUCCAUCUCAACUUAAUAAAAUUGAAGAAGUGCCGUUGUGGGAAAAAUAUGAUGGUGAAUUUAUGGAAAACUUAUUCCGCAAUUUACAAAACUGUGAAUUGGAGAACGAUUAUGUAAAAUCAAUACAACUCCGUACGGAAUUAGAGGAAUUAUAUGCAGACACAUUAAGAGCUCGCGAAUUAGAUAGUUGGAUUCCGGCACAUCUUAAAGCGAUAAGAGAAUUUCGAAAGAAAAAAUGUUCAGUGCCAGUCUAUACUGUGGAAAGGGUUUGAAUUAGCCGCAAAUAAGAAGCUGCUUAUGCGUUUAGUUACACGCUUUCAAUUCAUGAAUGCAUGUGAAAAUGACUUGUUUUAUUUUUUAAUUGAAUCAAUAAAUAAAUUUAUGUAAAAUAUUUUGAGUUUU